AAACUCGUCUCUUGGUCAAGCUCAUUUGACAUUAUUGAAUUUUACUCAAGCCUACAUCAAAUCUGAUCAAUCUCCUGCCAAAAACCAAGAAAAAGCAUAUCGAUGGUAUCGACCACCACAAACAUAUGUUCAAUCGUUCAAACACAGUCCAACUAAUGAUGCAUCAGUUAUUGUUGCUAUUCUUUUCUGGUUAUUGACUAGUAGGAUUCCUCAACACAAUGAAAAUGUACUUCCUCAUCAAGAAUUUGAAGUACGCGACAAAAUCAUUAAAAAAAUUUCUCGUGAUAUUUCAUCUGCAAAAAUCGAUCGAUUGAGAACAUAUUUGAUUGAUACAUUUAAUCGUGCUUUUGGUUUUCGUGAAUAUGAACCAUGGACAAUUGAAGAUUUAGAAUGUCGAAUCAAAUCUGUUCGGGAGUUAUUAACAUCGGAUGUUUCAAAACUGAAUUCAAUUGAAAGUAUUUUCCAGAAUCUACUUCGUUUGACAGCAUCGCAUAAGUUUAUAGAAAAAAGUACUCAUCCCGCUGCUAUUCAAAAAGCAGCCGAUACAUUUACCCAAGUUAAAAAGAAAUUUUCAGAUUCACAUUCUGAUAAAUUUAUGUGCUCUGUUACGGGCUUUCGUACUGUCUAUUCGUUACGAAAGCCAGAAAAUAAAAAUCGUGACGAGUUGAAAUUUUCCCGGUUAAAUAAUGCACAACAUCCAAUGAACGAAUAUCGACAUGAUGAUUUUCUCACAUAUUUUUGGCGUGGUCAAAGUUAUUCUGUUAUAAUUACUUGUUUUACAAAUACUAAUGAUGAAGGUAAAAUUAUAACAUUAGCAAUCGGUAGUACUGUUCAUGGUAAAAUGAUUCAAAUUCCACUUGGACAAUAUUCGAUUGCUCAAAAUUAUGUAAAAGAAUUAGAACAAAUUUUCGAUGCAGAACUCAAGAAUCUUCUUCUAUCAAUAUAUAAUGAACAGAAAGCAGCACAGCAAUAA
Messenger RNA from Rotaria sp. Silwood1, 973 nucleotides. The record is from the annotation of a GenBank genome assembly. Lineage: Eukaryota; Metazoa; Rotifera; Eurotatoria; Philodinida; Philodinidae.